Malaya genurostris is the source of this 1155-nucleotide messenger RNA. Its product is annotated as endocuticle structural glycoprotein SgAbd-4-like. Bases 143 to 553 code for a protein of 136 amino acids. The transcript is spliced from 2 exons. The record is from RefSeq and is a predicted model, not a curated record. Lineage: Eukaryota; Metazoa; Arthropoda; Insecta; Diptera; Culicidae. Gene Ontology annotation, molecular function: structural constituent of chitin-based larval cuticle. Gene Ontology annotation, cellular component: chitin-based extracellular matrix.
CCAGUAUAAAAAGCGAUGAAUUUUGCUUAACGAUUGUCAGUCUUAGUAUAGUGGUCACAUCAUUGAUUUGAUCUGAAGUUGCGAUCGCCCCCGCGUCGAAUCUACCGAGCACCGAAACAAACAGUUUUUAAACAAGACAAAAAUGUUCAGAUUGGUCAUCAUCGCCGCCCUGGCUGCCGUAGCGUUUGCCCAGAACCCGGAUGCUGAAGCACAGAUCCUGUCAUCGGAUAGCGUUGUCAACCCGGAUGGUUCCUACGCGUGGAAUUAUGAAACCAGUAACGGAAUCCGUGCCCAGGAGGAGGGAGUUGGUGGCCAAUCCGCUCAGGGUAGCGCCUCGUGGACGGAUCGGGACGGUACACCGAUUCAAUUGACCUACGUCGCCGAUGUGAACGGUUUCCAGCCACAGGGCGCCCAUUUGCCACGUGAAGGACCGGCACCGGCUCAUGUGCUGAAAACACUCGAAUUCAUCCGUGCCAACCCGCCGAAGGACGAUCCUAACUUCAACAUCCAAGCGUUGGAAGCGGAAAUCGCCAGACUACAGGCUCUCCAGUAGAGUUUUCCCGGACUGAUAGCGGGAUCGUGAGGGGCAGGCCGAUCGGAACUCGUAGCAACCUGUGCACAUACUCAGAAUACCAAGAAGAGACGCCAUCUGCGAUGCAAAUGUGAAGUGAAGUUUUUGAAUAUUAUUUUGUAAAUUUAUUGUACAUAUUACUAUUUCUUAGUUUUUAAUUUGUUCUGUGCAACCAACUGCAAACUUUUCUGUAACUCUCAAAGAUAGUGCAUUUGUGAGAGGCAUUUUAUUGUGAGACGAUGUGCCCAUACAAUAUUUUUGAACUAAAUCGAAGUAGAAAGAGAUUACAAUACAAACAUUGGCGUCUGACGUCAACGAAAUGGAGGACGAGUCAAAUAGCAACGUUAUGAUGGAACAGAUAAAGCUGUCAAAAUGAAACUACAGGAGCUAGCUAGUGAACCUGCGAUGAAAUAAAACUAGUGAUAGAGAGUGAGAGAUGAGAGCGGCGACGAUCGAAAAAGUUUCAUUUGUUACCGUCACAAAAAAAGACAAACAGAAACUCAGCUAAAGUUAGGAAGGGGAAAGAUACUAUCUCAAUGACAUAACUUGUUCAUACAAAAUCGAAAUAAUAAUCAAAAUCAUAA